Messenger RNA from Mercenaria mercenaria, 884 nucleotides. Its product is annotated as sarcoplasmic calcium-binding protein-like. The transcript has 4 exons. Lineage: Eukaryota; Metazoa; Mollusca; Bivalvia; Venerida; Veneridae. The record is from RefSeq and is a predicted model, not a curated record. Gene Ontology annotation, molecular function: calcium ion binding. The coding region runs from base 17 to 643 and encodes 208 amino acids.
AUCAAACUUUCGCAAGAUGAAAAUGUAUUUGGCAUAUCCUAUAUCACCGGUAUUGGCUUUGUCGUACUACGCUGCUGCAUUGACUGUUCCAAGAGAGCUGACACAGGCAAGCAGUUACCUGACUGGAAAAUGGGAGGAGUGGUACAUCGCAAAUGACCUCAAUCAAGAUGGCGUGCUUUCGUUAGAUGAUCUUGAGACAUUUGAAGAAUUUUACACCAAAAUUGAUUUUCUUGAAGAUGAGCAACGUAACCAUACAAUCGCGACAAUAGACCGAUUAUGGAGAAACGCUCUCUUGGGUGGUCGGUCAGAAGUCUCAAAAGAUGAAUUUGUAGAAAUGUUGAAAACAAGUUAUGAAUCAAACAAAACCAACUUCGUUGAAACAAUGAGAGAAUUAGACAGGGAAUUUUUGGAAGUAAUUGACUUGAACGGGGACAAUUCCUUGUCGAAAGAGGAAUACAUGAUGGAUCUGAUGGCAGCAAAACAUAUGGAUACGUUUAAAGAUGAAGAAUUCUUCAAUUCCCACAAACUUGUAAAUGGCCUUAUCCCUAUUGAGGAGGCAGUAGAUGUGUGGCUACGCUUCCAAACCGAGGAUGAUAUGACAAAAACAGACAUUUUAGAAAACGCUCUCAAAUCUGGUCUCUAAGACUUGAACAGAUCAUUACGCACACUCCUAAAUAGGUUAAGUGAGAAUAAUCGUGAAAGUAUUAGACUCCUUGCAUUAACUUAUUUGAUCUAUAGUUUUUUUCACACUGCUAAUCCUUGUAGUAAUUAUGCAUGUUUUUUAUGGCUAGAGGUAAAGUAUGGUUUACAUGAGGUACUAGGUCAAUAGUCACGUAAGCCUGCAAUAAAGUCUUAGCGGAAAUGUCUCCAUUUUUUCCAAAUAA